This is a messenger RNA of Botrytis fragariae, 561 nucleotides long. RefSeq lists its product as uncharacterized. The transcript is spliced from 3 exons. The coding region runs from base 1 to 561 and encodes 186 amino acids. Lineage: Eukaryota; Fungi; Ascomycota; Leotiomycetes; Helotiales; Sclerotiniaceae. The record is from RefSeq and is a predicted model, not a curated record.
AUGUUUAACAUAAGGGUUUUGAAGCUCGAAGACAGAAAUGGAACGCUUUACGUUGAUGAAGACUAUCCGGACGAGGAGAUUAAAAUGCAAAUCUUCCAUGACUUUCCAGUCAAUUUGGUCCAGAAUGUGGAGGAUAAGCAUGCUUUGCUGGCACAAAAUGCAUGUAGCGAGGCUAUUACAUGGAUGCAAGAGGUCACUGGACAGUUUCUCACGGGAAUUGCUGCCAAGAUUGCAGAAGUCGGUGUCACACCGAAAAACGCAAAGAGAAGACUGGUUCAAGGUCAUUCUUACGGUGGCGCAUACAGUCUCGAUCUCACGAGCGCUCAAUAUGGCUAUUAUCUUCCAGUGACACCAUGGCCCCAAUACCUUGACAAUCGUGUCUCGAAAAUCUACAGCUCAGGAGAAUUUGGUGACGCAAAGAAUGAAUACACAACGCUUAUUAAUGACCCAGCCGACCCCAUCGCUGAGAUUGGCCACAUAAACCAAGGCUGCUCUGACGCAAUGAAAGCGGCACAGUCAAGUGGGAAACAGAAGUCGGCAUGCCGAUAUCUAGCUUCUUGA